UUUCUCUCUUGGCGUGCGGGAAACUGUAUCCAGCGGCGUCUGCUCGUUCGGAGGCUGUCUUCUACCACCCGCGAGCUGGUUGUGUUGGCCGUGGUGAAUCCAUCAUCGUCAACUUGCCGCCCGUCUGCUUCACCUGCUGCAGUGAAUCCCCGCUGUGACGACAACCUACGGACCAGCUUUCAGUUUCCAUUCACGUUGAAUGACCGCGGGUUCACAAACUGGAUCAUCCGGACCCGAGGAUUGUGUGUUUAUAAUCGGCUACACUACUAACUUUAUGCGACGAGCUCAUCGCGGCCUCAGUGAUCCUUUACUGUGAGCUCAUUAGAGCCUACUCAUGUCGUCUCCGCCGAGGUCAGGCAAGACUGCCCCGCGUCUUGUGCAAGAUAUCCAUGACUACGAUCCGGCUCAUCCUCCAGGCUCCGGCCGCAACCUGCUAUCAGAUGUACCCCCGGUCUUCCCGGACCACUAUACUGGACCACUAGAAUCCAUAUCGCCCUCAGCGUGUCGCCAUACCUAUGUGACGAAGCCGAACCAAAGCUUUUUGCCCCAACCAGAGAAGAGGAGCAGCUCAGGCAACCCCACCAAGGUAUCGGCGAUAUGCUCCCAAUGCCGGCACCACCUGCAGGUGGUCGUGACCUCGACACCUGGGAUUGGAAGCCAAACCUUGCCAGGACAUAUACACCACCUGGUAUAUAAAUCAGGAAGACAAAGAGGGGGUGCUUCGGCCGAGGAAAUCACACCCAAGGGCCAGACUGCGGAGACGUUCCAUUAUGAUUGCUCCUACCUCACUUGCCCAGUAGUGGUGUCAGUACGGAUUGUCUCCCCCGUGCUUCAUCAUGACUGGGUGCAGCUCUUGACAAAUCCGGAACUGCUGCGAGAACGAGCGGAUGAGGCACUUGCGACACAUCCCGAGCGCCUGGAAGGAAUAGCCCGGCCGCAGCCCAUUAAUGUCCUGGAAAACCUGCGCACAUACAUCGGCAAUACCUUCCUCACUAGUCAGCAAGGUAAAUCCAUAUCCGCGAUCAACAAGAGGUUCAUGGCUUGUUUCGGUGUUGAAGGGAAGCCUUGCAAAGAUCUUCUGGAGUUUCUAGGAUUCACGGUCAAGAACGAGGGAUUCUGGGACCCUCCGCGCCCCAACCCCUGGGCGGAACAUCCCUACCAGGAUCAGCUUAAAAUCUUUCUUGAUGAUGUUUUGCAUGAGCUUUCCGCACUCAUCGAGCAACGACCCGUGCUGGAAAAGAAGGGUCACCAGCUUGAGUAUCCUUAUCAUCCAGCACGAGAUGACCUCUUAUAUGCUCUAGAGGCACAGGACUACCAGAAGGCCUUGGGUCUCGACGAAUUUCAAAUGCCACCUGCGCCGUAUUAUGAAGAUCUCGGGGUGGUUGAAGAUAUGUCCUCCCAGUUGAUUAUUGAGGCAUUCAAUCGACAGGUCGCAGUAGACCCUGCGCGUAUGCCCACAUAUUUCAAAUGUCUCAAGGCGAUUGGAAGCCUCAGAGCUGGCUCUGAACGUGAUGCUAUUGACCAGGCUGUCCAAGUAGCCUAUGCCGAUGGCAAAUACACCGACGACGAUGUGGUCGAUGCUUACAAGUACUUCGGGUUGACCCACGACGAUCUGCGGCUUACGGAGGACAGUAUCAUCGGGACGUUCCAUGCCUACUUGAGCUCCACUACCCAGGAAAUAGAAUCCCGCAGGCAAUUGUGGAGGAUAGGUGACAGCAGGCGUAGCGAGCGUAUCAAAUCAGCCGCCGAAGACAGAGUGGCAACUGUGGAACAGGCUCAAGUGUACCUUGGUGUCAGCGAUGGAACAAGUGACGAUUUUAUAAUGGCCAUGUACACUGCCAAGGUCAAUGAUAGCCCGUCAAGCCGAGACCUUGCACGGCGUGCUGUUGAACUGAUUGCCGAAGCGCGAAAAUCGCAGGCUCUCCGACACUUCGUCAAGACAGGCGAGAUGACAAGCGGUGAGAUGGACAUUGGUGACGCCUACCGUCUUCUCCAGAUACCCGAUCGCACAGUAGACGAAGCCGCCAUCAUGGCGGCCUAUACAAUCUGUGUCGACGAAGCUCCAGCACAGGCUGAAACGUACAACCAAGCUUUACGUAUCAUAGCCAAGGACAAGAAUAGCCCUCUGCUGAGCAGUAUGGUCUCAGGUGGUGAUACAAAGCCGGACCGUAAUAUGUCGGAAUGGCCCGUGGGACUCCAAAACAUCGGAAACACCUGUUACCUCAAUAGCCUGUUGCAAUUCUACUUUUCCGUGCGCCCAUAUAGGGAGAUGGUCUUGGAUUUUGAGAGUUUCAAGAUGGAGUUGAGCGACGAGGGUCUGGGUCGGAAGCAGGUGGGAUCCCGCAAAGUCUCCCAAAAGGAGGUAGAACGCUCUCAAAGGUUUCUUAGGGAAUUACGGACGUUGUUCUCCGACAUGAUCACCUCUUCCUCUUCCUAUGUCACCCCUGGCCAGGAGCUAGCACGAUUAACCCUGAUAAGUCCUUCAAAUGAAGCAGCGAUCCGUCGUCGGUCGACAAUUUCAGCGUACAGACCUGCAGGUGCCCUCGGUGAAAUCAACGGCAUGCCGGUCUUAGGUCCUCUUGGACCCCCGCAGCUGAUACCAGAGAAGGAGACAGAGAACCAGACGGCUACCGAAGGCGAGGCAUUCAAACGCUCAGCGAUCAGUGAUGUGGACAGUGAGGCUACUCUUGUCUCCGACGGUGUCAAGAACGAUGUCAAACCUGCCCAGUCUGACGAUAAGGAGAACGAACCUCCGGGUGACUCUGAAAUGCAGGAUGUGCAGGAUGAACCGAGCUCUGAGCAGGUGCCGUCUUCUGACACCACAUCCAUAGACCCAGUUGAACCAUCCAGCCGACCACCGCCGGUGCCUCCGCGACCGACCCCGCAAGUUGAUGCCCAGAAGCAGCUUAUAGAAGAAGUCGAGAUUGGGGCCCAGCAGGAUGUGACGGAGGUAAUCAACAACGUACUGUUUCAGAGUCAAUGUGCUAUCCGGCCCAUUGCGCAUUCUCCGGAAGGCGAGCAGAUUGACCAAGUCAAGGAUCUGUUUUACGGCCGGACCCGAUCUUAUAUUGCCUCGGAAAAGGGUGUGCGGUCUAAGGAAGAGUGGUGGGCUGACAUCAAGAUCGAUGUGGCAACUGGUCCUCGUGACAUAUAUGCAGCAAUUGACGGUGCUUUUGACGUCCAGAAGGUAAACGUCGAGAACUCGGUGGCUGAGCAGUAUGGCGCUAUUAGCAAGCUUCCACCGGUGCUGCAGAUACAGGUUCAGCGAGUCCAGUUUGAUCCCGUGACGAAGCGCUCUUUCAAAUCUACCCACCAUCUUGGACUGCAGGAAACCAUUUAUCUCGAUCGGUACAUGGACACCCAGCAGCCCGAAUUUCUGGAACGGCGACAGCAGUCUUGGCAGUGGAAAAGCACGCUCCGAGAGCUUGAGGCGCGCCGUGCGGAGUUGUUGCGCCAGUCGGAAUCCGACGGCAUGGAUACGGCGGCGCUACUCACUAGCGCAAAGGGGGUACUUGAGGACCUGAUCUCAAUGAAAGAAGAGCCAGAAUCUGCAGAAGACGCUGUCGAUGUUGACCCUCAAACGGUAGCUGAGCUCGAUCAGCUCUCCCAGAUAGCCAAGGCUGACUUGACCUAUGUCGAAGAUCAAAUCAAGGAAACUAGGGCCAUGAUUUCCAAUCAGUUUGCCGACUACAAGCAUCUGGCGUAUCGGCUGUACGCCGUAUUCGUUCACCACGGGUCGGUCUCGUUCGGGCAUUACUACAUCUAUAUCUUUGACUUCGCGCGGAAAGUUUGGAGGAAAUACAAUGACAACUAUGUCACGGAGGUGAACGACCUGGAUGAAAUUUUCAAGGACGAGGGACAGCAAAACCCGCCGACGCCUUACUUCCUGGUGUAUGUCAAUGACGCUUUGAAGGAUCGACUAGUCAACCCGGUCUGUAGGGAGAUACUUGAAGCCCCUCCGGCGACUACUACCGAAGAGCCAAGCAUGAACCCCCCGGCGUAUGACGAGAUCUGGGGUGAAAGGAGUGAAUCAGCCAGGCAAAUGGGUGAAUGGCAAGCGAGCACAAACACUGACUUGGAAAACGUGGAGUGGUAGGUUCAGGGGUCAAGCCGCCGGACCGACACUCGCCGUUGAAUCCGCUCAAACGCAAAGGGCUUGCAUGAUGGGGGCUGAUCACUGAAUAUGACCGGGCUCGGAAGGAGCACGCCUUUCUGAUUGCUUCCAUAUACCUGUGGCGACAUAACAGUGCAUCGUGGAUGAAGGAUCGCCUAGCGGAGACUAGAGCCGAAAGAUAUGGCAGCCGAUCUCCCUUGACGGCGACGCUGCGAGGAUAUGCUUAGACCUUGCGGCCAUGUUGAUAUUACGAUUUGAUUCAGCGUUUGUCUAUUCGGGCGACGAUAUACCUUUGUGCAUGCUAGCGGAGAUGUUGUCAUGAUUUCCUGUAAAUAGCAGGGGAUGCCCUUCAUCAUGACCUUGACGAUGUACAAUGCCA
Molecule: messenger RNA, 4493 nt
Organism: Aspergillus ibericus CBS 121593
Lineage: Eukaryota; Fungi; Ascomycota; Eurotiomycetes; Eurotiales; Aspergillaceae
Product: ubiquitin-specific protease UBP2
Exons: 12
Coding region: 335-4096 (1253 amino acids)
Biological process (GO): proteasome-mediated ubiquitin-dependent protein catabolic process; regulation of proteasomal protein catabolic process; protein deubiquitination
Molecular function (GO): cysteine-type deubiquitinase activity; proteasome binding
Source: RefSeq, a predicted model, not a curated record